Molecule: messenger RNA, 5283 nt
Organism: Drosophila novamexicana
Lineage: Eukaryota; Metazoa; Arthropoda; Insecta; Diptera; Drosophilidae
Gene: vvl
Product: POU domain protein CF1A
Exons: 1
Biological process (GO): regulation of transcription by RNA polymerase II
Molecular function (GO): DNA-binding transcription factor activity, RNA polymerase II-specific; RNA polymerase II cis-regulatory region sequence-specific DNA binding
Source: RefSeq, a predicted model, not a curated record
UGCUCCGAUAUCGCAGAGAUAGCCCGUUUGCCCGUUUGCCCGUUGCCCAUUGCCCGUUGUCGGUUGUCGGUUGUUGGUUGUCAGUUGCAUUGCCCGCCCCAUUGUAGUGCUGCCAAUGCACACGCCCCACUAAAAAUAAUACACACACAUACACACAUAGUCACACUCACACUCACACACAGCACACGGCACACCAACAAAAUGAAAGCAAAAGUUGGCAGCCCAAAGUGCCAGAGCGAACUGAACAAAGCUUCCUGUGGCCGGCGCGCAAUCCUGUGCGGAAAAGCUUUCGCGUCGCGUCUAACAAAGGCCACUGCGCGCGCCUCUUGCGCUCUCGCUCUCCCUUGUGCCGGCUGCCUGGCAAUUAAAAAUGUCACUCUGCAUGGGAAUGCGACGCUGCUUGCUUGCUUGCUUUUUGGUGGGCGGCACUGGAAAGCCAGCCAGCCGUCGAGCCCAAUAGAGCGCAAGUCGACUUCCAGUUACGUGUGCUCUCAGCGGCCAUCUCGCUUGCGCGCGCUACCUUCAAAUAGUCGCACGCAUGCCGUCUCGUUUGCGCGCAUGGCGUAUUGGAAGACACGGGUUGAAAACUGGUUUCGCCGCGCGAGCCCAAUACAGCUGUGCGUGUAUGCCUGUGUGUGCCUGUGUGUGUGUGUGUGUGUGUGUGUGUGUGCGUGUCGUUGUCGUCGUUGUCGGCCGCCGUCGAGAGCGCCGUCUACGUAGCGCCGCUGGCCGCUGCAUGACGUUAGUUCACUUCGAUAGCUCUACGAGUUUGCACGUGAAUUUGUCCCAUAGACUCGACUCUCCUCAGCAGUGUGUGUCUGGGCGCCCGUCUCUCUGUGUGUAUUUCAUAUUAUUAUUAUUAUUGUUGUUAUGUGCGCUGUGUGGCUGAUCCGAAUCCGACAAAAAUCUCAAUCACAAUUCUGAAUGCCGAAUCUCGUCUCGCAUCUGAAUCUGUAUCAAGCUCUUCUCGAUCCAGUUGAAGAUGAUGUGUUUGUGACUUGACAACGAUAACAACAAUUAUACGAAAAAAAAAUAAACAACAACAACAAAAGCAACAGAAACAACAACAGCAGCAGCAACAAAUAUAACGUAAAUUCAACAACGAAAUACGCAAAAUAUUGUCCAAGUGCCAAGUGUUAAAAAAAGCAACAAAGUGCAACAAUUACAAGAAGAAGCAGAAAACAAAAAAAUAAAUCACACAAUUAAAUAAAAUAUAUACGAAAGCCAAAUCGAAAGUAAAUUUUUUGAUAAACUGCGCAAUUUUUACGAAAUAUCCACACAACAAUUUUGCCGUGCAACAUUUUUGUCGUCGUCGGGCCGUCGGUGACGAAACUUGUUGACUGUGUGUGUGUGUGUUGCGUGUGUGAGCGUGUGCGCGGUUGUGUGUUGAGUGUGUGCUGCGUGUGUGUGCGAGUCGCGCGAUCGGCCGCCACGCCCACAUAUUUACGUCGCCACGUUGCCAGUAAAAGACUUCAAGACGGUUGCCUCACGGUUCGAGUGGAAUGAGCAUAGGGACUCAGGUCUUCCUUUCGAUCGAUCGGUCUACAAAGUCGUUAAACUGAGCCCCAACUUGGAGCCCUACCCCGCCAGCGUGGAGGGCCUGAACAGCCCCAGAGCGGUGGGGAUGGCCGCUACCUCCUACAUGACGCCGCCCAGCGGCGAUCUCGACAUGGCGCUGGGCGGCGGCGGCGGUGGCUAUCACACAUCCUCGCCCCGAUCUGCCGCCGAUGCCGGUGAGAUGAAGUACAUGCAGCAUCAUCAUCAUCAUCAUGCGGCCGUUGCUGCGGCCGCCGCCUCGGCAUCGCACCACCAGCAGCAGCUGCCGUCGUCGCCAUCGCCCAACGGACAGGUGCAGGGCGGCGGGCAGGGCAACAGUUUGGGCGGCCUGACGCCCGGCUCGGGCCUGGGCAGCUGGAGCGCCUUGCAUCCGGAUCCGUGGUCGCUGCCCACACAUCAUACGACGCAUCAUCAUCCCGCCGCCGCCGCUGCCGCAGCCGUUGACUCCGUCAAGCAGGAGAUGUCACAUCUGACGCAGCAGACGCGCAUUCAACAGGGCAUGGCCUCGCCGCACGCGGCCGCUGCGUGGCAUGCCCCGCAUGCGGGUCACUAUGCACCCACCGGCGGAUCGCCGCUGCAGUAUCAUCAUGCGGCCAUGAACGGCAUGCUGCAUCAUCAUCCGGCCCAUCAUGCGGCGCAGGUGGCGCCACUGCAUCAUGCGCUGCGCGGCGAGUCGCCGCAGCUGCACAUACACGCCCAUCACAUGGGCGGCGGUGGCGGCGAUCGCGACGCGAUCAGCGGCGGUGAGGAGGACACGCCCACAUCCGACGACCUGGAGGCAUUUGCCAAGCAGUUCAAGCAGCGACGCAUCAAGCUCGGCUUCACCCAGGCGGACGUCGGCCUGGCCCUGGGCACCCUGUACGGCAACGUCUUCUCGCAGACGACCAUCUGCCGGUUCGAGGCUCUACAGUUAAGUUUUAAGAACAUGUGCAAGCUGAAGCCGCUGCUCCAGAAAUGGCUCGAGGAGGCGGACUCCACCACCGGCUCGCCGACGAGCAUUGACAAGAUCGCCGCACAGGGACGCAAGCGCAAGAAACGCACCAGCAUCGAGGUGAGCGUUAAGGGUGCGCUAGAGCAGCAUUUCCACAAGCAGCCAAAGCCCUCGGCGCAGGAGAUCACAUCGCUGGCGGACUCGCUGCAGCUGGAGAAGGAGGUGGUGCGCGUGUGGUUCUGCAAUCGCCGCCAGAAGGAGAAGCGCAUGACGCCGCCGAACACGCUCGGCGGCGAUAUGAUGGACGGCAUGCCACCGGGCCAUAUGCAUCACGGUGGCUAUCACUCCCACCACGACAUGCACGGCAGUCCCAUGGGCAACCAUUCGCACAGCCACAGCCCGCCCAUGCUGAGCCCCCAGAACAUGCAGUCGGCGCAUCAAUUGGCGGCUCACUAGCAAUCAGAAAUCCAGGAGUCGAACUCAGCUGCAGCUGCGUCCACUCCUGCCAACAGUCUGCACCAGCAACAACAGCAACAGCAGCAACACCAACAGCAACAACAACAGCAACACCAACAACAACAGCAACAGCAGCAACAGCAGCAGCAGCAGCAACAACAGCAGCAGCAGCUCACGCCCAAUACGCCCUCUUCUAGUGCGGGCUCCUCGGUGACGAUGACUAGUCAGGGUCAGGUGAUGUCGCCGCAAAGCCCCUUGGGCAGCUCCUCAGCUGGUGGUCAGACGAAUAAUAAUAACAACAACAACAAUAGCAGCACCAACAAUAACAACAACAACAACAACGAGGAGCAAGUGAAGCAACAACAACAGCAACAACAACAGCAGGCAUCCAGCAUAGCAGCCGCUGCAGCAGCUGCCAUGUACAUGGAUCCCAUGCGCUACCAACACGCGCACCAUGCCCAUCAUCCGCACCAGCAUCCGCAUCUGAAUCCCGCGCAUCAUCCGCACCUAUUCCAUACCAGCGAUCAGCUGCAGCAUCCGCACGCCCAGCAUCUGCAGUCGCAGCAGACGGGCGGCAGCAGCAGCUCUCAGCUCUCGCCAGGAGCGGGCAGCAAUAGCGGGCUGCCCCUGCAGCCGCCCAGUGCCGCCUCGCCGGGCUCGGCGUCCAGUGUGCUGGGCGGACAUCUCAAUCUGAAUGCCCAUUCGGCGGCGGCGCUGCACCAGCAUCAUCAUUACCAGCACCAUCAUCACCAGCAGCACCAUCAUCAUCAGCAGCAGCAGCAGCAGCUGCACGCCCGUCGCCUCUUCGAGCUGAGUCUGCAGUUUGGUGCUGCCGCCGCGCCGGGUGCAGUGCGUCAUUUCAAUAGCUUUGGUGGCGGCGGUGCGGGCGGUGAAUAGCAUUCGUCGGCCGCCUGGUUUGGCUACGAGUCCUCCUAGGACACAAUGCCAGACGGGUGGCCGGAAUGCAAGCGCGAGCAGCCCUAAAAGCGACCACAACCUCGUCCUCGUCCUCGUCCUCGUCGUUGUCGUCGUCCAAGGGCUGCUCCACACACGCCACACUUUUACCAGUGCAUUAAUCUGUGUUACAACUUGAACUAAGUAGUAGUUAGGGCAGUGGAUCGAUCGGUUAGUUGAAUACUCUUCUAUAUACAUAUAUAUCCACAUAUAUACAUAUAUAUAUAUAUACAGCCUGGCACCGCCGCCUGCCGCCUCUGCCUGUCGUUUCUUUUUUAUAUACAUACAUUUAUUUUUGUUUCCAAACUUUCAAAGUUUCAAAAACUUUCUAAAACUCGAUGUAAAAAUUUAAACAAAACAAAAAAAACACGCAAUUCAAAUCAAACGUGAAACCAAGUGAUGUUGUUUUUAAAUCUAAAUUAAAUAAAACAAAAAAGAAAACGAAUUAAAAUCGAAUCGAAUCGAAUCGGAUCGAAUCGUAUAUCGAUAACUAGCUAAAGUGCGACAAGUGUUGGGAAAUGCGCGAAAACACUUAAAAAACAACAGCUGCAUUCCAUCAAGCAAGGUAAAUCUUACAACCAUAUGACCACCAACCACGCCCCCGCCCCCCUGCCCCUAGCUAACGUUUCGCAACACUUUGUCGCCCGUGUGGGUUAAGAGAUUUAGCAAAAAAAAAAAAAAAACAAAAAAACAAAAGAAUAAUAAAAAAUUAAUUUUUAAGCCAAUGUAAUGAAUAUAAUUAAUAAAUAUUGUAGCGCUCAAGUGGUUCAAGCCGCCACCGCAGACUCUAAUGACUCGGUUCUAGCUAGGGUUAUAGGUUAUACACACACACACACACACACACAUAGCCAGUAGAUUGUACUCUAUAUAAAUAUAUAUAUAUAUGACAAAAGUUAAAAAACAUAAAAACAAAACUUAGAAUUUAGUCAAGAAUACAAAAAGUAAAUGAGAAGAGAAGCAAACAUUCUGUAAAUAAAACUACAGUUAAGUCAUAUUUUUAGCUUUAAAUGCAAUUGUAGAUUUUUUAAUAAACAAAAAACAUAAACAAAAAUACAAUUAAAAGAAAUAAUAUGGAAGUGACAAACAAAACAAAAAGAAAAAAAAAAACAACCUAAAUGAAGCGAAAAUCAUGAAAUAAACAUAAAUUGUAAUUUCUAGGCGCUAAUUUUAUGAAUAGGCACAAGAAGUUUAGUUACUUAGUACUGUACUUUCUAUAUAAGCAAAUCGAAAAUACACACACCUACACACAACCACACACACUCACAAACACACACACACAUAUAGCUAAAUCUUAAAAUUUAAACGAAAAAUAAUCAAGUACACGAAACAAAAGCUAAAUUGUAAAAUAUAUAAUUGAUGUAAAUUUGAAAAAAAGUCCAAAAAAC